AUGGCCUCCUCCCUGAACAGGGAAGCUUCUUUAAAGUCUUGCCACCUCCCUGUGGGCCCCAAACCCUCAGGAGCCAUGCUGCUGUUGCUGACCUUGGCUGUCCUUGCUGGUGCCACCUGCAGAGCCCAGGAUAUACUGGGCAAUACAAUCGGCAGCUAUUUCUACAUUCAUGGUGAAGAGCAGGGGGAAAUCAAGGCCAUCCGGAUCUUCUAUACAUUGUCCAGACAUCUCAAGGGCAUCCAGCUGCAGUUUCAAAAUAACUGGAGUGAUAUCUAUGGAGUCCGUUCAAGACGUUUUGAAGACUUUCUUCUGAAUGAUGACGAGCAUGUAAUAAAGGUUCUUGGCUCUGUGGGAUUGUGCCUGAACUCCCUGACCUUCAUUACCAACAAGGGGACUGAGUUUUCCUUUGGGAAAAAAAAAGGUCGUCCAAUUGUAGAGAGUGGAGGUCCAGACCAGCAUCUACAGACUGUCAAUGGGAUGUACUCACAGGUCUGCCUCCAAGGGAUAGGCUUCAAAUGGACCCAUAACACAGUGAUGCGUCCAAGAGAACCAGUGCUUAUCUCUAACACUGACAAAGUGAAGGAAGGUAGCAAAGACAAAUACAAAGUUGAAGACGAUGAUGAUGAUGAUGAUGAUGAUGAUGAUGAGGAUGAUCAUAAUAUUGAUGAGGAGUAG
Messenger RNA from Peromyscus californicus insignis, 675 nucleotides. Its product is annotated as prostatic spermine-binding protein-like. Lineage: Eukaryota; Metazoa; Chordata; Mammalia; Rodentia; Cricetidae. Bases 1 to 675 code for a protein of 224 amino acids. The transcript has 5 exons. The record is from RefSeq and is a predicted model, not a curated record.